UUUUGGUGGUUAACGGAUUGUACAAACUUUAAUUGAAAAAGAAAUAAAUAGACAACUGAGAUGGCAAAGAUGCGGGGAUAUGGCCGUGAAAUGGGCAGCGGCAAAUUUUAAAGCGAGGGAACGGUCGUAACAUUGAAAUCCCACCAGAAAAAUGGGAGAAUACGAGAAGAUGACGAUGAUGAUGAACAAGGGCAAGGGAAUUGCAGUGCGAACAAGAGCUAACCACAAUUACAGCGGUGAAGACGAAGACGGCAAUAAGAUAACGACUCCCUCCCUUCCCUCCACCAAAUCCAGUCCUCGCAACGCCUCCUCCAAAUACGACUUCGUCAAGGUGAAGGUCUGGUUGGGAGAUAAUGCCGAUCACUAUUAUGUUUUAUCCAGGUUUUUACUUAGCAGAAUGUUAACCGUCACAAAGAUUCCAAAUCAUGUAGCUAUUAAAAUCUCUCUCGAGCUCAAGAAGCUGCUUAUAGACAACAGCCUUUUGGAUGUCUCGCAGUCUGAUUUGGAAGCUAAUCUUUUUAAGCUAAUGGAGCGGCGAGGUUAUGGGGAAGAGUACGUAAACCGGUACAAGAUGAUGACCAGAUUUCACCAUCAAAGGGUUCCUUUGGUGAUUCUUGUUUGUGGAACUGCCUGUGUUGGGAAGUCUACAAUAGCUACACAACUUGCACAUAGGCUAAACUUGCCAAAUGUCUUACAGACAGAUAUGGUUUAUGAAUUGCUACGCACAUCAACCGAUGCGCCAUUGGCUUCCACUCCUGUAUGGGCGCGGGAUUUCAGCUCCUCUGAGGAGUUAAUUACUGAAUUUUGUCGAGAAUGCAGGAUAGUUCGUAAAGGGUUGAAUGGGGAUCUAAAAAAGGCAAUGAAAGAUGGAAAGCCAAUUAUAAUCGAGGGAAUACAUUUGGACCCAAGUAUUUAUUUAAUGGAUGAUGAGCAUAAAACUCCAACUGCUAUGUCUGAAGGAAAUCAAUCGAUUGCAAUGUUUGUGGCUUCAGAUAAUGCUUCUACAGUGCAAAUGGAGAAUAAUUUCUCAAGUGUACCUGGAAGUAAUAUGGAAAAUAGCCAAAACCAUACUGUGCCUUUGGGUGAAGAUGUGUCUGCUGACCAGGUGAACAAAGUCUCGGAAUCUCUAGUGUCCAUUGCUCUAGCAACUGCUUCAGACAAUAAAGGUGAAACUAUUAACAUACCAGAAGUAAAUGGAAGUACUGGUAGAAAAGAAAAAUCUGGCCCUGAACCAAUAAUAAUACCCAUAGUUCUGAAGAUGGCUGAAUUUGAUCAUAAAGCAUUACUAGAGGAGAGGAUCACUACUCAGACCUUAAGUGGUAAAUGUCUAGUCCAGGAUACUGACAGUCUAAUAACGAACUUGAAGACCAUUCAAGACUAUCUUUGCUCUUUCAAGUCACGGGGUUUAACAGUUGUCAAUGUAUCAGCGACCACAUUUCCACAGACAUUGGAUUGGCUGCAUGGAUAUCUUCUUCAGUCAAGCGAGUUAUUGGUGCUUCAUUAUGUUUCAUUUGGCUCUAGAUUUAAAGGAGUUUUUAGUUGGAAAAUGAGACAAGUAUGCAACUAGAUUCUCCACUUCGGCCAUGAAAGUAUAUUAAAAGUUGUUCUCUUCUUUAUAACGACAGUGAGAUACUAUUGUGCAAUGAAUUUGUAUAUAGCGAGUAUUUUGGCUUUGCACAAAGUUUCCUCAUGUGAAAAACACAUCAUAUUUGUUGAGUGAUACGCCACAAAUUUAGGUACAGUUAAAACUUAUCCAAGGAGAGUAGGUGAGAAUGUUGUCAUUACCAGACUUUGUUGUGGGGAAGUUCAAGCUUUUGAACUUCCAAAUUCCAAUAAUUUGUCUCGUCAACUAAAUCGUUGUAUUGCCUUUUUGUAUUUUCAUGUUUGUCCUUCCUCCAAAGCUGGUUGCAUUUGCAAGCAUCUAGCUACGACCCUAGCCUGUCAUACAGUAUCAUGAUAUGAUCUUGCAAAAUAUCAACACUAGUUGCCUUUCUAUACUACUUGGUCAGCAUAAACUGAUGUGCUAUAGAAACUCACU
Molecule: messenger RNA, 2038 nt
Organism: Durio zibethinus
Lineage: Eukaryota; Viridiplantae; Streptophyta; Magnoliopsida; Malvales; Malvaceae
Source: RefSeq, a predicted model, not a curated record